AUGUGGAUAGUGGUCUCGGCCCAGGUGGAGUGUGUAUUGGGGGUACAGUGUGGUCUCGGCCCAGGAGCAGUGUGUAUUGGGGGUACAGUGUGGUCUCGGCCCAGGAGCAGUGUGUAUUGGGGGUACAGAGUGGUCUCGGUCCAGGUGCAGUGUGUAUUGGGGGUACAGAGUGGUCUCGGCCCAGGUGCAGUGUGUAUUGGGGGUACAGUGUGGUCUCGGCCCAGGAGCAGUGUGUAUUGGGGGUACAGUGUGGUCUCGGCCCAGGAGCAGUGUGUAUUGGGGGUACAGAGUGGUCUCGGCCCAGGUGCAGUGUGUAUUGGGGGUACAGUGUGGUCUCGGCCCAGGAGCAGUGUGUAUUGGGGGUACAGUGUGGUCUCGGCCCAGGUGCAGUGUGUAUUGGGGGUACAGUGUGGUCUCGGCCCAGGUGCAGUGUGUAUUGGGGGUACAGUGUGGUCUCGGCCCAGGAGCAGUGUGUAUUGGGGGUACAGUGUGGUCUCGGCCAAGGAGCAGUGUGUAUUGGGGGUACAGAGUGGUCUCGGCCCAGGAGCAGUGUGUAUUGGGGGUACAGAGUGGUCUCGGCCCAGGUGCAGUGUGUAUUGGGGGUACAGUGUGGUCUCGGCUCAGGAGCAGUGUGUAUUGCUGGUACAGAGUGGUCUCGGCCCAGGAGCAGUGUGUAUUGGGGGUGCAGUGUGGUCUCGGCCAAGGAGCAGUGUGUAUUGGGGGUACAGAGUGGUCUCGGCCCAGGAGCAGUGUGUAUUGGGGGUACAGAGUGGUCUCGGCCCAGGAGCCGUGUGUAUUGGGGGUACAGAGUGGUCUCGGCCCAGGUGCAGUGUGUAUUGGGGGUACAGAGUGGUCUCGGCCCAGGUGCAGUGUUUAUUGGGGGUACAGAGUGGUCUCGGCCCAGGUGCAGUGUUUAUUGGGGGUACAGUGUGGUCUCGGCCCAGGUGCAGUGUGUAUUGGGGGUACAGUGUGGUCUCGGCCAAGGAGCAGUGUGUAUUGGGGGUACAGUGUGGUCUCGGCCAAGGAGCAGUGUGUAUUGGGGUACAGAGUGGUCUCGGCCCAGGUGCAGUGUGUAUUGGGGGUACAGUGUGGUCUCGUCCCAGGAGCAAUGUGUAUUGCUGGUACAGAGUGGUCUCGGCCCAGGAGCAGUGUGUAUUGGGGGUACAGUGUGGUCUCGGCCCAGGAGCAGUGUGUAUUGGGGGUACAGUGUGGUCUCGGCCCAGGAGCAGUGUGUAUUGGGGGUACAGUGUGGUCUCGGCCCAGGAGCAGUGUGUAUUUGGGGUACAGUGUGGUCUCGGCCCAGGAGCAGUGUGUAUUGGGGGUACAGUGUGGUCUCGGCCCAGGAGCAGUGUGUAUUGGGGGUACAGUGUGGUCCCGGCCCAGGAGCAGUGUGUAUUGGGGGUACAGUGUGGUCUCGGCCCAGGAGUAGUGUGUAUUGGGGGUACAGAGUGGUCUCGGCCCAGGUGCAGUGUGUAUUGGGGGUACAGUGUGGUCUCGGCUCAGGAGCAGUGUGUAUUGCUGGUACAGAGUGGUCUCGGCCCAGGAGCAGUGUGUAUUGGGGGUGCAGUGUGGUCUCGGCCAAGGAGCAGUGUGUAUUGGGGGUACAGAGUGGUCUCGGCCCAGGAGCAGUGUGUAUUGGGGGUACAGAGUGGUCUCGGCCCAGGAGCCGUGUGUAUUGGGGGUACAGAGUUGUCUCGGCCCAGGUGCAGUGUGUAUUGGGGGUACAGAGUGGUCUCGGCCCAGGUGCAGUGUUUAUUGGGGGUACAGAGUGGUCUCGGCCCAGGUGCAGUGUGUAUUGGGGGUACAGUGUGGUCUCGGCCAAGGAGCAGUGUGUAUUGGGGGUACAGUGUGGUCUCGGCCAAGGAGCAGUGUGUAUUGGGGUACAGAGUGGUCUCGGCCCAGGUGCAGUGUGUAUUGGGGGUACAGUGUGGUCUCGGCCAAGGAGCAGUGUGUAUUGGGGGUACAGUGUGGUCUCGGCCAAGGAGCAGUGUGUAUUGGGGUACAGAGUGGUCUCGGCCCAGGUGCAGUGUGUAUUGGGGGUACAGUGUGGUCUCGUCCCAGGAGCAAUGUGUAUUGCUGGUACAGAGUGGUCUCGGCCCAGGAGCAGUGUGUAUUGGGGGUACAGUGUGGUCCCGGCCCAGGAGCAGUGUGUAUUGGGGGUACAGUGUGGUCUCGGCCCAGGAGCAGUGUGUAUUUGGGGUACAGUGUGGUCUCGGCCCAGGAGCAGUGUGUAUUGGGGGUACAGUGUGGUCUCGGCCCAGGAGCAGUGUGUAUUGGGGGUACAGUGUGGUCCCGGCCCAGGAGCAGUGUGUAUUGGGGGUACAGUGUGGUCUCGGCCCAGGAGUAGUGUGUAUUGGGGGUACAGAGUGGUCUCGGCCCAGGUGCAGUGUGUAUUGGGGGUACAGUGUGGUCUCGGCCCAGGAGCAGUGUGUAUUGGGGGUACAGAGUGGUCUCGGCCCAGGAGCAGUGUGUAUUGGGGGUACAGAGUGGUCUCGGCCCAGGAGCAGUGUGUAUUGGGGGUACAGAGUGGUCUCGGCCCAGGUGCAGUGUGUAUUUGGGGUACAGUGUGGUCUCGGCCCAGGAGCAGUGUGUAUUGGGGGUACAGAGUGGUCUCGGCCCAGGAGCAGUGUGUAUUUGGGGUACAGUGUGGUCUCGGCCCAGGAGCAGUGUGUAUUGGGGGUACAGUGUGGUCUCGGCCCAGGAGCAGUGUGUAUUGGGGGUACAGUGUGGUCUCGGCCCAGGAGCAGUGUGUAUUGGGGGUACAGAGUGGUCUCGGCCCAGGAGCAGUGUGUAUUGGGGGUGCAGUGUGGUCUCGGCCCAGGAGCAGUGUGUAUUGGGGGUGCAGUGUGGUCUCGGCCCAGGUGCAGUGUGUAUUGGGGGUACAGAGUGGUCUCGGCCCAGGAGCAGUGUGUAUUGGGGGUACAGAGUGGUCUCGGCCCAGGAGCAGUGUGUAUUGGGGGUACAGAGUGGUCUCGGCCCAGGUGCAGUGUGUAUUGGGGGUACAGAGUGGUCUCGGCCCAGGAGCAGUGUGUAUUGGGGGUACAGAGUGGUCUCGGCCCAGGUGCAGUGUGUAUUGGGGGUACAGUGUGGUCUCGGCCCAGGAGCAGUGUGUAUUGGGGGUGCAGUGUGGUCUCGGCCCAGGUGCAGUGUGUAUUGGGGGUACAGAGUGGUCUCGGCCCAGGUGCAGUGUGUAUUGGGGGUACAGAGUGGUCUCGGCCCAGGAGCAGUGUGUAUUGGGGGUACAGAGUGGUCUCGGCCCAGGUGCAGUGUGUAUUGGGGGUACAGAGUGGUCUCGGCCCAGGAGCAGUGUGUAUUGGGGGUACAGAGUGGUCUCGGCCCAGGUGCAGUGUGUAUUGGGGGUACAGAGUGGUCUCGGCCCAGGUGCAGUGUGUAUUGGGGGUACAGAGUGGUCUCGGCCCAGGAGCAGUGUGUAUUGGGGGUACAGAGUGGUCUCGGCCCAGGAGCAGUGUGUAUUGGGGGUACAGAGUGGUCUCGGCCCAGGAGCAGUGUGUAUUGGGGGUACAGAGUGGUCUCGGCCCAGGUGCAGUGUGUAUUGGGGGUACAGAGUGGUCUCGGCCCAGGAGCAGUGUGUAUUGGGGGUACAGAGUGGUCUCGGCCCAGGUGCAGUGUGUAUUGGGGGUACAGAGUGGUCUCGGCCCAGGAGCAGUGUGUAUUGGGGGUACAGAGUGGUCUCGGCCCAGGUGCAGUGUGUAUUGGGGGUACAGAGUGGUCUCGGCCCAGGAGCAGUGAAUAAAAGGUGUCCAGUAAAUGAACUACUGGUGUUCGAUGGGGAGGAAAAAAACAACUUGAACUGUGUUGCCUUUAUUUUCUCCCCUCAGUCUUUUCUCUGUGUGCUGUUCUGUUACAUUGUACAUUUUAUAAGUACUGACGAACAUG
Oncorhynchus keta (chum salmon) is the source of this 3897-nucleotide messenger RNA. RefSeq lists its product as uncharacterized. The coding region runs from base 1 to 3750 and encodes 1249 amino acids. Lineage: Eukaryota; Metazoa; Chordata; Actinopteri; Salmoniformes; Salmonidae. The transcript has 5 exons. The record is from RefSeq and is a predicted model, not a curated record.